Molecule: messenger RNA, 1923 nt
Organism: Saccostrea echinata
Lineage: Eukaryota; Metazoa; Mollusca; Bivalvia; Ostreida; Ostreidae
Exons: 1
Coding region: 1-1923 (640 amino acids)
Source: RefSeq, a predicted model, not a curated record
AUGAUAGAGAAACAAGUAGAAACUGCUUACAAAGAAGUUGUUCUGUGCACUGGAAGUUACAGAGAAGGAUUUAGAUUCGAAGGGUCUGAUGUGGACGCCAUGUUCUGGCCAAAAAAUAUUCGUGUUAUUUGGAAUUUCUCACAGGCUAGGUUCUAUAGCAAACACGAUCCACUGAUUCUAUCUGACGAUUCAGAAAGCCCACCAGGAUUCACAUUACUUUGGUUACCGACAAAUCAUGUAAUGACAAUCCCAAUAGUUAUCUCGGCAACUGUCAGAAUCAAAAACAGACUUUACAUAUCUAGUUCUCUUUACAGAGAGAUUAUGCCUUUGAAUACUAGUACCCCAAAGAAUUCCAUCUCCCUUGGUCCUUGUAAUAGCUACAAUAUAGGGGAAUUAGAGGUUGACAUAGCACAUUGCUUUGCCUCCAACCUCUGGCCUCCAUCUGCAUUGCCUUGGAUAGAUCGAUGUACAACAUGGCCACGGCCAGAAGUUCUUCGAGACAUAGUCAGUAAUGGGUGUCACUUUGUAGCAAUUGGACACAAACUUGGAAAUCAUGAAGAUGAUGAGUGGAGAAUUUCCUUUUCCCUUGCGGAACAAAAACCUGUGUACUCAAUGGAUCACUGUCAAUUUUUAAUUUAUGGAUUGCUUAAGAUAUUUCUGAAAGAAGUGAUUAAUAAUGAUGAAAGUGAUGAGGGCAAAUUACUGUGUUCCUAUCACAUGAAAACAGCUGUAUUUUGGGCUAUUCAACAAAAUUAUUUAAUCUACUGCAGUCCACAAAAUCUCCUUAAGUGUUUUUGGAUUUGCUUUAAAUUCCUUCUGAAAUGGGUGUAUGAGGGGAUCUGUCCCAACUUUUUCAUUCCACAAAAUAAUAUGUUCCUGACUAAUAUUUACGGUCAAGCGCAGAAAAACUUAUUCCAUAAACUAUACGCACUGUACCAGAUGGGAUUGUCAUGCCUCCUUAGCUCUUCAGUCGGUCCUUCCAUCUUACUUGCUAUUAGCAAUUCAGAACUAACUCUUCACACUAUAAUUACUGAGGUCGAAUUUGAUAUAGCAGUUUUUAUACAGACAUCUAAUGUAUCUCAUUUUAUAGGUGAAUCUGAAAUACAUCUCUGCCUAGAGACCAUUUACAGGAUAGAACAGUCUCUAUGUCAAAGAUUAAACCAGUGUCAAGUUGUCAUGUUACAGAAAUAUACAGCAUCCCUCCUUCAACAUUCUGCAUUCAUAGUAGCUAAUAUGUACACAGGUGUCAACAAACUAUCCUAUUCUGCUGAUAAAAAGACCUGUCACAUGUUGAAAUUAGCUGCUAAAUUUGGAUUUAUUUCUGACAUGGUAUAUAUUGCAAUGUAUUAUUACCGAACAAAGAGAUAUAAAGAAGCUUUACGUACUAUAAAAAUCACAAAGGAUAGGUUAGCACAGCCACAUCUGAUAUGUAACGCUAACGUAGCCACAAAGGGGUACACUGAGGUUGUCAGGGGAUAUUCUAUGUCAAAAAAAAUGAGAUACGCUGUAAGAGGACCGUGUCGUGUUCAGGUUGAUAUCUACUACAUUAAUGAGUUACUACUGGAACAGCAAUCCGCCUUACAAAACGGAGUUCGUGCACUCGCUAUUCCACUUCCCGUAUUAUUACAAAUGUUAGAGUUUCUGAUUUACAGACAUGUUGACACAGCAAAAACAGAAGAAACUCUAAAGGAUUUACACGUUCUUGUCCAUCAUGAUGAGGGUGUAUAUAUCCCUAAAAGUCUGAGAGGUAUAUCAUGGCAAAUCUUUGGAAUCUGUCAAGAGAUGAUGGGAGAUUGUCAGUCUGCUCUAUAUUCCUACCAACAAUCCCUUACAGAUUCAUUUCAACCUGAAAUCCACAGUGCUACACUGGCCAGACUACAUGAUCUUAACCAAAAACCCGUAAGAACUAAACAGACUGCUUAA